AUGCAGGCGGGCUGGCUUUUCUCCAGUCUCAAUUUGCUUUCGCUUACGCUUAGUGCAAUAUUAUUUCGCAUGCUGUAUAAUCACUUUGCAAGGCCACUCUACAAAUACCCAGGUCCUUUUAUCGCGUCUUGUACCAGGUUCUGGUUAGUCUAUAUUGCGUGGACCGGCCAUGUGGAACAAUAUUACUUGGAAGUGCAUCGUAAAUAUGGACCAGUCGUAAGAAUCGGCCCCAACGAACUUUCUUUCGCAUCCCCCGAUGCUGGUCUUGAUAUUUUUCGACCCGGACGAGGAUUCAACAAAACCGAUUUCUAUCCCGUCUUCCUUCCGGAUGGGAUUAAGGAUAUUUUCACGGAAAUCAGAGAGAAGGUGCAUGCCAAGAAGAAAAGACAUGCUAGCCCACCUUAUAGUCUCGCAUCGGUGAAGCUACAAACCAAGCAGAUUGAAAGGCUUAUGUUAGAUCUGAUUUCAAUCAUGGAUUCUGUUGCAACUAAAAGUCAAACAGAGACUUUUGAUCUCGGCAGUUGGCUGCACUUCAUGGCAUUCGAUGUACUUGCACAAUUUGCCUUUGACCGACCGUUUGGAUUCCUGAAGCAAGGGAAAGACAUCGAUAAUUUCAUCUUAUCCAUCAGCCAGUCUACAUACGAGAGUUCUUAUCUGGCUCAAAUACCAACACUGGAACGACUCACGCGAUCCAAUCCGAUCUGGAAAUAUGUCCCCUUCUUGCCAAAAAACAAACUCAGAAUGAUGCCCGAAACUGCGGAGAUAGUCCUCAAGGAGUUCCUAGAUCCAGAGAAUGAAAAGUCCAAAACAGCCGUCUGUCUGCUGAAGUCUCUCUUAGAUGCGCAUUUCAACAAUCCAGGAACCUUCGGGAUGGAGGAUGUGAUGGCGAUUUCCAUGGGCGCUAUCGCGGCUGGUUCGGAUACUACCGCAUCAACAAUGCAUAGUUUCUGCUGGCACAUCCUUGCAAACCCCCAGAUCCACAGGAAACUGGUAGCAGAACUACUCGAUGCACCACUAUCUACCGUUAUCCAGUACGAGGAGGCGAUAGUGCUUCCCUAUUUCCAGGCUUGUCUUCAAGAAACAAUGCGGUUGCAGCCUGCACUUUCUCAUAAUAUGCCACGUGUCGUGCCAGAUGGGGGUGCCACGGUGAACGGGACAUUCCUGUCUGGAGGCACCAGAGUUGCGGUUAGUGCCUGGGUGAUGCACCGUGAUAAGACAGUGUUCGGAUCUGACAGCAACUCCUUCAACCCCGAAAGAUGGCUCGAUGCUGAUGUUGACCGGGUGAAGAGGAUGGAAAGAUGCAUGUUUCAGUUUGGGGGAGGAUCUCAUAUCUGCAUUGGAAGAUAUUUAGCUCUUUUCGAGUUGAACAAGGCUUUACCGCAAAUGUUCCGUCGAUAUGAGAUGAAGUUGGUGAAUCCAGAAAAGCCUUUGGAAUGCUUUACUGGUAUGUUUUAUCAGCAGAAAGGUCUUCAUGUAACCAUGAAGUUGCGAGAGACGCAAUGA
Messenger RNA from Penicillium odoratum, 1503 nucleotides. RefSeq names its product cytochrome P450. Lineage: Eukaryota; Fungi; Ascomycota; Eurotiomycetes; Eurotiales; Aspergillaceae. Bases 1 to 1503 code for a protein of 500 amino acids. The transcript is spliced from 6 exons. Gene Ontology annotation, molecular function: oxidoreductase activity, acting on paired donors, with incorporation or reduction of molecular oxygen; monooxygenase activity; heme binding. The record is from RefSeq and is a predicted model, not a curated record.